UGAUAUAAAAUAUUGAUUUUGAUGACAGGGUGCUAAUAUGAUUACCAGCAUUGAGGGUCUGGAACGACUGGAGCAUCUUACAACAUUACACUUACGUGAUAAUCAGAUCGAGAAUCUCAGCGGAUUUUCAGAGACCAUGCGACUGCUACAAUAUGUUAAUCUUCGCGGCAACAGUGUGACAGAUGUGAAGGAAACUGCGAAAUUAAAAUGUCUGCCUUUACUGAGGGCACUUGUGUUAUCAGACAACCCUUGCCAGGAUGAGGAUGACUAUCGAAUGGAGGUCCUCAUUAACGUUCGGAGAGUUGAACGACUCGACAAGGAUGAAUAUACAGAAGAGGAACGGCAAGAAGCUGAAGAGACUUAUGAACAGAGGAGAGCAGAACAACUCGCAGCCGAGGUAAGAAAAAAAGUAGAAAGAGGGAAGAAAAAAUGAGUGCUGUAAUGAUAUACCAAGGGUUUUGAAAGGGUGGGGUGUGAAUGCUGAAUUUUCAUAGAGACAAGGAGCCCUCUUUGGUCAAUUAUUUUUUUCAUUGUGUUUGUUUUAUUUGUUUAAGGAUUUUUAACUAUAAGACUAUCAUACACAUUUAGGUGACGUUGCCAAGACAAAUUAAGAUUUUUAGCUCUGAUGAGGAGCUCUAGAAACACUCAGCUGAUUGGUUAAUAGAUCUUUUUUAUAUGGGCGCCAAUAUACCCUACUGCCUCUAUUUUACUACUCUCAGAGCUUUCAAGAUUACGAGAACUUGUUUUUUUUAAGCAGCGGUCUACUCUGUAAUAACAUAACACCAUACGCACACACUUUGCCUGUAGGCAAUGAUCAAGUAACAAUUCCAUACUUUUUUAUAAAGUGUUUUCGGUUCGUUUUUCUUGUUCAGAAGUCACCAUACCAGCUUCAGGUCCCACUUUAAGAAUAAGGUAAUUAGCAUGUCUUAAUAAGGACAUGCGCUAUGAUCAGCAUUGUCGGGUUUCAAACCAGAGAACAUGCGUGCUAAAGGCCAGUUUGCACUUGACAGCGGCGAAAAAAAUAAAACAAAAGUAUGUUUUUAUGGUGAUCCACACUGAACGCAAAGCGACUAUAUGACAGGAUGUUGUGUUGCUCAGCAUAGAAUAAUUUUCUGUUUCUGACUCCGGUCAUCCUUCUGAGCAUUUAGGCUGCAGAACAAGCCACGAAAAUUGCGUGCACUACUGCUGUUGUCGUGCACUGGGUAAAUAGAUCGCAAUAUGCAACAGAAUAUUUUUAUCACUGUUGUGUGCCGCUGUCACAUUUGUGUAAAUAGGCCUUAAAGCUGCAGUUACCACAAUUUAAUAACAUUUAUUUAUUUAGCUUUUGCUAGCUUUAAUACAGGUAUCUUUCAAUGCUGACCCCAUCAAGAUUAUCAAACAACUGUAGUC
Anneissia japonica is the source of this 1389-nucleotide messenger RNA. Its product is annotated as leucine-rich repeat-containing protein 23-like. Gene Ontology annotation, molecular function: protein binding. The record is from RefSeq and is a predicted model, not a curated record. The coding region runs from base 38 to 433 and encodes 131 amino acids. NCBI's taxonomy places the organism in Eukaryota, Metazoa, Echinodermata, Crinoidea, Comatulida, Comatulidae. The transcript is spliced from 2 exons.